Molecule: messenger RNA, 249 nt
Organism: Miscanthus lutarioriparius
Lineage: Eukaryota; Viridiplantae; Streptophyta; Magnoliopsida; Poales; Poaceae
Source: the annotation of a GenBank genome assembly
AUGCCUAUGGAGGAGAAACGGGCAGAGCCGGCGGGUCCCCAUCCCCAGCCGGUGUUCCCCGCUUGGGCAUGGCAAAUGCAGGGCUCCCCUGCGCCGUUUCUCCCUGCCACUGCAGCAUCAUCAGGAUUCUCUACCGCCACCACCGGCGUGGACGCGGCCGCAGGCGCAGCCGCCCGCAGCGUGCCGUCCAGUGGCCCCCGGCAGUUGUUCUCCGGCUACCAGCAGCUCCGCUUCCCCCCAACCGCCUGA